Messenger RNA from Darwinula stevensoni, 3334 nucleotides. NCBI's taxonomy places the organism in Eukaryota, Metazoa, Arthropoda, Ostracoda, Podocopida, Darwinulidae. The record is from the annotation of a GenBank genome assembly.
CGGCUGACGUGGAACCACGUGCUCCACGCCUUAGCUCUCAGCGUUAAGGAGUUUGUUGGCCUCAUCGCAAUUUUACUCUCGUUGAUUAGGAACGUGAAACCUCGUAGGGCGAUGAUGUCGUGACUCGAAAAUGUGGUCCAUCUUAGUUUUCAUUGCAAUUCUCUACCUUGCCGUCAUUGGCAUUGCCAGGUUGGUGCCCCUCCUGCUUUCAUGGAUUUGUAAUCAACUCUUCUCAGCCCGCAUUCAGGUCGGCACAAUCAAGAUCUUAUCCUUGGCCUUACAUGACCUCCGCAUCUCCAAGGAUGGACUCAUUGUUGAGGUGGAACGGCUGAAAGUGUCAUCCAGCUUCCUGAAGCGGAAUGUGACCCGUCCACUGACACUGACCUUGAGUGAUGUUCGCGUGGAAAUUGAUCUGAAUCAUAGGAAGGCAGUGAGAAGAGCUAAAACUUCUCCCAAUGGUGCUUCAGGCCCUGUUGCUAUUGAUGUCCCACCCUGGGCCCUCAGUCUUGUUCAAUUUGUUGGGUUGGAGGUGGAACAGGGGAGCAUCAUGCUAUUGAAGAUGCCCCACCCCGAGGGGAUGCUGAUUGUGACUGGUACCUCCCUUGAUGUCCACGGAACAGUCACGUCCCCCACAAACGGUACCGUCAUCCUUACCCUCAAGACCUUUGCCUUUCGUCUCCUCCAGGGUCAUUCAGCACCGUGCCUUGCAGAAGUCUCAUGCUCUGUCCGCCUGGAGACCCAAUUCACCACUGACACUGGUCUACAAGUUGUGGGUGUUAUAAUCCCUAAAGCAGGGAUUGAUGCAGAUCAUGCUUCCCAGCUGCACUGGUACAGCCAUAGUAUCGAAAUUGUUGUCCGAUCUAGAAAUGCAAUAACUGCAUUCAGCUCAGCUCAAUGCUGGACAGCUCAGUCAAAAGUGUCAGCUGGAACCAGCUACAUAUACCACCCUAAUACCAUCUAUAAACCAGCUGGUUUUAAGCUGGUUGUAGCUGUGUUUUGGAACAUGAAUCCAGCUGGUAUGAAGAUGGAAUUGGAUGUGAAAUGCAACAUCCAGGACUCAGACAUGUCAAUAAGUGAAGGCAUUUUGACCUUCCUUGCUGAAACCAAACCUGCCCUUCAACAAGACAUAGAUGAAACUCCUGCCCUUGAGAUGGAUCGAUCUUCUCCAAGGUGGAUCAGCCUGGUUCCACGGAACCUUGACCUCAUUGUAACAUCCCUGUCGGCAGCAGUGACAGAGCGCGACCGAAACCAGUCUCUUGGUCUACAUCUCGGCCAGAGCGUCUUCACCUAUCAUGUUCGAGACUGGGUGGAGCUCCUUCAGUCGACCGAAUGCAGCGUCUAUGUCCACCUAACGGCGUCAUCCCUGGAGCUGAGAGAUGGGCAUCUCAGCCUGGUGACUUGGAGUCACAUUGGGCACACGCUGGAACUCUUGCCCAGUACAGAGGUUGAGGCUGGUCUGAACAUCCAGUCCCUUCGUGUCAAUUAUUUCCACAGCAUUGCUGCUCGCUGGCUGCCAAAGCUUCCCACUCAGAGGUCAAACAACAAGUUGAAACUCUCCCAGCCCGAGCCCAUCUCUAGACGAUUCAGCAAAGUCACAGUGCAAUUUGACUUGAAUGACAUAGGUGGCUCUCUGUCGUUUGAACCUGAUCAUGUCCUGAAAGCAAAUAUUGUCAGGCUCAAAUCAACAUUGGAGACUGACCAAGACUCCAAUUCUGUUGAAAUCCUGCUGGAGAGUUUGUCCUGUGAUUUGAGACAAUCACCCUGCAAGUCUGAUAUUCAUCCAAAGAAAUUCCACAUAUGGCAUGUACCCCUUUAUCUUGGGAAUGCUGUGAUCAGUCUCAAGCAGCUGUCUUCUUCACGCUCUGUCAAGUCCUCAUUUGAGUACGUGCAGCUGGAAUGGAGUGAUCAACUGAUGGAGACCCUUUGCAUGAUUCAUGCAUAUUUGAUGCCACUUAUACCAGUUCGCACCAUGCAGCAGAAUUUGCAGGAGACCCCUGUUUCCCAGGAGACAAAGCAGGAAACCAAAGCUACCCAGCAGAUGACUCUGGAGAUGAGCAUCACCAACUUGAAUGUAUUUGUGAUCACCAAAGGUGACUACUGCCUUAUCUAUUGGCACACAACAAUGCAUCUUGCCUUGCUCCAUGCUCUCAAUUCUUUCCGCCAGUUGAUGGGUGCCAUCAUGUCCAAAUCUGGAGCUUCAGUACUUGAGGCAAAGGAAAGGUCUGAUGUAUCCAAAUCCCCAUGGGAAUUGAGGGCCAAGAUCUCUGGAAAUUUCUCCCUGCAGCUCUUGGUCUCCUCUGAUCAUACUGUGGAACUAAUCACUGGUAAGAAAUGGAGUGCUGCAAUGAUCCAUGUCGUGUUUCCGUACGAGUACAACUUCGCCGAAGCAUAUUCAGAGAAGCUGGUUGGCGUGAUAAAAUGGUUGAAGCAAGUUCACAAACGGACAUCCGAGCCAUUUCGGCCCAAUGCCCCUCUGCCACCUGACCUCAGCAUCAAGGUGAAAAGCUUUUUGAUGGAACUGUGUGAUGACCCAUUUGAAGUGAACCUGCAUGAGAACUACAUCCUCAUGGAGGAUGAAUCCAAGGAAAUCACCAAGCGGGAGAAUGUCCUCGAAGCCAAGUAUCGGGAACUGACAAGGAACCAUUUUUCCACUGAUGCAAAGUGGAAGGAGCUGCUGAAACAGCUGCAGCACCGCAAUGCCGAGAUCUACAUCCAGAGAUCGCGGAAGAUAAGGGAGAUGGCUCCACCUCGCACCCAGCUCUUGGGGUGGGAGAUGACUGACAUGGAUCUACUCAUCAUGGCUGAUCCAGACUUCCAUGGUGUGACCAAUGCCAUGCGACACAUGGUAGACAUUGACCCAGACAGUCCCCUGCCAGCAGAUGGGCUGAAUUUCUCAAUUCUCUGGUGCCGCACAGUGAACCUGGACUGCAAGAACGUGGGCGUGACCCUUCGGGAUUACCCCCAGUCCUUGAUCGACUUCACCGACUUCCACCUGUGGGGACGGCUACUUGGUGCCGAGCAGAAACCCACGUGGAGAGCGAUCCGUACAUGUGCAGUCGAGGUUGGGCACCCGUGGGAGAAUGCAACCGUGGAGAGGAGUAUGAUGCCACUCAAAUUCUUUUAUGACUUCAGCUGUGAUGUUGGGAGGCUCUCAUUUGCCUAUGGACCGUGUUGGGAACCUGCUCUUGCCCAGUGCAAAUAUCCCAAAAUUAUCUGUUUGGAUGAAGCACUUGCAGUAAACGUCUUUGGUGCAAAUGCCAUGCAGGUGAAUGUGGCUCUGGAGUUCAUCAAUCGACCAUCGCUCGACAGCUCCCCUCUGCUACCCUGGUGGGAC